AGUGAAGUCGGAGGCGGGGCUUGGUAGGUGGCUCUGCUGCUGCGUGAGGUGACGGGUUCAGGACAGAGGACUAAGCACAUGGACUGGAAGUUAGAAGGGAGCGCUCAGAAAACAGAGUCACACGUGCUGCAGGAGCAAGAAGUCACCCUAGAGGACACAGGUGAAGAUGGCAUCUCUGAAAGCUUCCAGCUUCUACAGAUUGACGUGGAAUGUGAGCAUCGAGAAGAGAUGACCCUGCCUACAAGCAAUGCAGUGUGGCGCUCGCAAAAUGUCCAAAGAAAACAGAGACACUGGGAAAAGGUAGUUGCAGCAAAGAAGAGUAAAAGAAAACAAGAGAAAGAAAGAAGAAAAGCCAACCGUGCAGAAAAUUCAGGCAUCUACCCCCAGCACAGCAAACGUUUUCUGAGAUCCUUAACCAAGGAAAGACUUUUGGAAGCCAAACACUCAGGACCAAGACUCUGUAUCGAUUUGAGUAUGACCCACCACAUGUCUAAGAAGGAAUUAAGUAGACUGGCUGGACAGAUCCGAAGGUUGUAUGGUUCAAAUAAAAAAGCUGACAGGCCAUUUUGGAUCUGCCUCACUGGAUUCACCACAGACAGUCCCCUGUAUGAAGAGUGUUUGAGGAUGAAUGAUGGAUUUUCUAGUUAUCUGCUAGACAUAACAGAAGAAGACUGCUUUAGUUUAUUUCCUCUGGAAACCCUUGUGUACCUGACUCCUGACUCAGAACAUGCUCUUGAAGAUGUUGAUCUAAACAAAGUUUACAUCCUUGGUGGACUUGUGGACGAAAGCAUUCAGAAGAAGGUGACAUUUCAAAAGGCCCAAGAACACUCUGUCAAGACCGCUCGCUUACCAAUCCAGGAAUACAUGGUCAGACGCCAGAAUGGGAAAAACUAUCAUUCAGAGAUACUGGCCAUCAAUCAAGUGUUUGAUAUCCUGUCCACUUACUUUGAGACUCAAAACUGGCCUGAAGCAUUGACGAAAGGAGUUUCUUCCAGAAAAGGCUAUGCUCUUCAGAACUCAGUGGAAUGAUGGACAGCCUAAGAUUGCAGCUGCAGGAGGUGAAGUUGCUGGAGUUGCCUUGACCAAAGAAUAGAUCAGAGGAUGGUGGUGGUACUCAUUUGCCUUUACUUGACAUCUUGGCUCUUCACUGGGAUAGGAGUUACUAACAGGGACCAUAUUUUAUGCUCUUUUGUAUCUCCCAUAGUGCCUGGCUCACAGGAAGUGCCCAGAUAUAUAUUGACUAACUAAAAAGUUUACAUAAUAAUGAAUUAGCCCUAAAACUACAUGGCUUUGGAUGUGUUAAUUCAUCUUCUGUACAUCUAUUUGUGAAAUACCUACUCUUUAGAGAUAGCUUAAAUAAUCAAGUAAGUAUUACUCUAUUGAGUCUAAUUUUCACUACACGGGCAGCAUAAAGUUGUAUGACUUUCUCCAGCCAUCUCGAUCAUGCUGAUUUUCCCCAAUUCAAGUAAUAUGUUGUACAUAGGCUUUGCAGGAUCAGCCUUUCCUUACCUAGCCCUGCUUUAAGCCCCCCAUAGCACUUUUUUCCAUCUAUGGCUCCUACUCUGUCUCCCCUAUUCUGAAUAUGAGCGUGGAGGGCUUCUCUCUUCUGAACAAGUAGCCUCCUAACAAUUUGUGGGAGUAUCUUUGUAUCCUUCUGAGCCUUGUACAAACUAGAUUCUUCAUAUAUACUUGUGAUUAACAGGUCAAAAUGAAAAGCAAAAACACAGUAUUGAUAAGUCUAACUUGAAAAGAGCCAGAAAAUACAUUGCAUCUGACACAAGCAUGUUAGGUAACCUAAAUCUCAGUGAUCUUUUCUCAUGUCCUAGUCAGGUAGAGUUGCUUCAGUUACUCUGGCCAGUUAGGGUUAGUAAACUUGAUAACUAAGCUGCUAGCAAAUUCAGAAAAUGUAUUCUAUAUCUCAAAAGAGCCAAAAGGUUACUUCUCUGCUCUGUCCCCUCCCCUUCACAAUUUAUUCCCUCCAGAGCUAUGAUCACUUGUUAAAUUAUAUCAGUUUACUACUUAAAAAUGGCCCAGUCUUCAGGAAACAUCUUUAGGAAUACAUAAUGCUGCUUGGUCUUUAUCAACAUAUUGAAUGAGUUCUAUAAUCUCUGUCAUCCAAUAGGGACCUCCUAUAGAUAGGCUUCAGGGUCUGUAACUCUUAUCAUAUAUAUUCUCAGGGAGGUCUCUGACCCCAGAACCACUGACCUGGAUCAUCUGUCAGGCUUCAUUUUCACCUUUAAAGGCUUUGCUUAAAAUGCAAAUUUCCUCUCCAACUCCAUCACAAACCUCUACUAUUUUUUCAAAACCCAGGCAGGUAGUCUUUUGUUUGGCUUCCUGGAAAUGAUCCUAACAAAGUUAAGAUUUGGCUAGACUUGGAAUCAGAGAUCCUAAUCAUUGUAUUAUCUACAGAACAACAAAAAACUAGACAUGUCCAAAAUAUCCUAUAACAUGAAAAUGAAAUAUUAUACUAUUGAAUUUUUAAUAGCAAUCGUGAAAGAAAUAUAUUAAAUGUUGUUUGAAGCAAAGUAUGUAACAAAGUAGUAUAUAAAGUAUAAUCCUGUAGUUCUAAUUUGAAAAAUAUACAUUCACAAAUAGUUGAGAAUGUAGGCCAAGUUAAAGUCUGUGCCUCAGUUUCUUCAACUGGGAGGUUAAGUGUCUUUGCAGUUACUAAGAAUAAAUGAAUUAAUCCAUGCAGAACACUUUUGGAACAAUACUUGAUACGUGGUAAGCACACGGUAAUUGUUAGCUGUUACAUACUCACCCAUUAAACAACA
Messenger RNA from Eubalaena glacialis (North Atlantic right whale), 2774 nucleotides. It is a transcript of the gene TRMT10B, whose product is annotated as tRNA methyltransferase 10B. Bases 79 to 1029 code for a protein of 316 amino acids. The record is from RefSeq and is a predicted model, not a curated record. The transcript is spliced from 9 exons. Lineage: Eukaryota; Metazoa; Chordata; Mammalia; Artiodactyla; Balaenidae. Gene Ontology annotation, molecular function: tRNA binding. Gene Ontology annotation, biological process: tRNA N1-guanine methylation. Gene Ontology annotation, cellular component: nucleus; nucleoplasm.